CGAGCAGGAGCUGGUGGCGGCCAGUGGGCACAACACCUUCAUCCAGAUGCUGGUGCGCAACAUGCGGGACUUGAUCCUGCGCGACGGCUCGGCGGUCUGAGAUCCGGGGAUCAAAUCUACUAUUUUUCUCUUUUUCCGGGUAUUCAAUUUCAAAAAAUUUCGCCUCUUUGGUAGUUUCUUUUUCAAACUACAGCCAGCUUCUUUGGCAUUCUCUACUCCCAAUUUUCACUCUCUCAUACACACAAACCAAACAUGGCAUCAAAUUCAAAGGCGGCUGACUUUAUGAACCUGCAUGAGAGCGAGGAGAGCGACGCGGGGUCUGAGUCCGAGGCAGAGCAGGGACGGACCAGCGCGAUCCGGUCUCGCCAGGCCUAUGGCGGAUCAAGCGACAGCGAUGCCAGCGACGAAGAAGACACCAACAGCACAAAUGUCGAAGAACGCGAGGCGGCAGGAUGCCGAGACGAAGGAUACAGCGAGUAAGGAGGAGUCUGAGGACGACUACUUUAUCGGCGAUGAUGCUGGGGAGGACAAUGAGGAUGGAGAGCCUGCUGCGGAGGACUCCAAAAAGAGAAAGGAGCGGCUGCUCUCGGAGAAGGACAUCGAGGCUGCGCGGCUGGCGGAGAAGCGCUCCGGAGUCAUCUACAUGUCGCGGGUGCCGCCGUUCAUGAAGCCGGCCAAAGUGCGGCACCUUUUGUCGAAAUACGGCGAGAUCGGGCGCAUAUACCUUGCCAGAGGAGGACGAGAAGCGGCGGACGCGGCGGAUCAAAAGCGGCGGCAACCGCAAGCGCCAGUUCGUCGAAGGGUGGAUUGAGUUCAAGAACAAGAAAUACGCCAAGGCUGUUGCACAGAUGCUGAACAACACGCAGGUAGGCGGCAAGAAGCACGGGUUCUACCAUGACGACCUAUGGAAUUUAAAGUACCUAAGCAAGUUCAAGUGGCGCCAUUUGACCGAGCAGCUGGCUAACGAGAAGGCGUCC
Molecule: messenger RNA, 977 nt
Organism: Linderina pennispora
Lineage: Eukaryota; Fungi; Kickxellomycota; Kickxellomycetes; Kickxellales; Kickxellaceae
Exons: 1
Coding region: 293-811 (172 amino acids)
Biological process (GO): endonucleolytic cleavage in 5'-ETS of tricistronic rRNA transcript (SSU-rRNA, 5.8S rRNA, LSU-rRNA); endonucleolytic cleavage to generate mature 5'-end of SSU-rRNA from (SSU-rRNA, 5.8S rRNA, LSU-rRNA); small-subunit processome assembly
Cellular component (GO): nucleolus
Molecular function (GO): RNA binding
Source: RefSeq, a predicted model, not a curated record